AUUGUGCAGAGCAGAGCCCUGCAGCCACCCAGCUCCAGCCCCGCUCGCCGUGCCAACGUCCCGCAGCAGCAUGAAGGGCUCCGCAGCCGCCCUGGCCACUCUGCUCCUCCUGGCCCUCUGCUCCUCAGCUGUGGCACAACUGGAUGGCCUACCCUCAACCUGCUGCUUGUCCUACGUUCAACGUCCCGUCCCACGCAGCCUCAUUGCCUCCGCCUACAUCACCAGCAGCAAAUGCCGCCUGCCAGCGGUGAUCCUGGUGACCAAGAAAGGGAAGGAGAUAUGUGUAAACCCCGAGGAGUCCUGGGUGCAGAAACGCCUGGAACUCUUGCAGAAGCAAGAAAACUGACCCUCCCCUGCUCUCGCGCCACUGGACUUGGUCCUCAGCACCACUCACGCACCAGAGCACUUGAGCUGGAUCAUCUUCAAUAGGGAAUUUAUUCUAUUUAACUUAUUUAAGUUAAAUUAAAUAUUUAUUUCUGUGAAAAUGAAAAAUACAAAAAUAAUUUAAAACAUAUCACUACAUAAGAAUCUGAUAUGGUCUUACUUGUUCUGAUACCUAAAUACAUUUUUUGAACUAUCAAA
Messenger RNA from Gallus gallus (chicken), 582 nucleotides. RefSeq names its product C-C motif chemokine 3-like (gene CCL30B). Gene Ontology annotation, biological process: cellular response to type II interferon; inflammatory response; G protein-coupled receptor signaling pathway. The transcript is spliced from 3 exons. Bases 71 to 346 code for a protein of 91 amino acids. Lineage: Eukaryota; Metazoa; Chordata; Aves; Galliformes; Phasianidae. Gene Ontology annotation, molecular function: CCR chemokine receptor binding; chemokine activity. Gene Ontology annotation, cellular component: extracellular region. The record is from RefSeq and is a predicted model, not a curated record.